This is a messenger RNA of Temnothorax curvispinosus, 1176 nucleotides long. RefSeq names its product seipin (gene Seipin). Gene Ontology annotation, cellular component: endoplasmic reticulum membrane. Gene Ontology annotation, biological process: lipid storage; lipid droplet organization. The transcript is spliced from 5 exons. The record is from RefSeq and is a predicted model, not a curated record. NCBI's taxonomy places the organism in Eukaryota, Metazoa, Arthropoda, Insecta, Hymenoptera, Formicidae. The coding region runs from base 1 to 1023 and encodes 340 amino acids.
AUGUUAAUCACGCGAUUGCUGGGCGAGAUUGGUAAAAAGUGGUUUAACUUUCGGAAAACCACCAGGCGGAGUGUGGAAUCCGCCAGAGACACGGUUUUCCGCGGUGGUGUUGUUGUCAUUAGCACCAUCUUCAUAGUAUGGCUAUCCAUAUUUCUUUACACGGUUUUUUACUAUUCCUACAUGCCCAGCAUGUCGUACGUACGUCCCGUGCAUUUACAAUUCAAAUCGUGCGACGAGCAGAAGGGAAUUUGUAGCUUUCCGCAGGCUCAUGUGCAGUUGACCAAGAAACAACAGCUUCUGAUGGUAGGGCAGCCAUACAAAGUAAAUUUACAUCUGGAAAUGCCAGAAUCGCCGGCGAACAAAGAGCUCGGUAUGUUUAUGGUUUGCGCGCAAUUGCGGAGCCGCGAUGGAUACCUGGUGGACCAUACGUGUAAAUCAGCUAUGUUGCAUUAUCGCAGCACACUGUUACACACGCUUACAACUCUCACGUUUUCACCUAUGAUGAUAUUCGGAAACGCUGAAGAGAAGCAGGACAUUGGUCUAGAAUUGUUUGGCAACUUUGAAGAGGAUCAGAGUCAUCCGGUAACAAUUAUCUUUAUCGAGAUUCAAUCACGACAUAUAGAAUUCUAUUCUGCUAAUCUUAUGAUAAAUGCCAACUUAUCGGGAUUACGUUACUGGAUGUUUUAUUGGCCAAUUCUAUCAGCCUGUGUUGGUAUUGGUACAAACUUGUUUUUCAUAAUGCUUGUGUGUACGCUGUCAUACAUACACUUUGGAACUGAAGAGGAAAAUACGGAUGAGAAUUUCAGUUAUGAAAAGGGCGAGGUAGAAGAAGAUAAUGAUCUUAAGAGCGAUUCGUCAGACCCAUACGAUACAUCAUCUCAAGAAGAUACAUUGUCCGUAACAGACCUCAAAAGUGAGGAGAAGAGUAUAGAAGGAGAAAAACUUGUUAAGGGAGAACCGAGCUAUAUCCAGGAAAUUUCCACACUAAUAGCUGAGUCAUCGAGUGGAGCGUUGGUUAAAUAAUUUAUUACGCUUAGAAAUGUGAUUAAGUCUAUGUAAUAUAAGAAUGCAUUUUACAAAUAGUUAACUAUAAGUAAUUUAUAAUUAUCGAGAAAUACUAAUAAGGGAAGGAAAGAAUUGAAAUUGAAAUAUAUAUAUAUAUUUUCUUAUUUUCUA